AUGCGAGCGUGGCUACACUUAGUUGAUCGUAAUGGUGGAAUUUAUCGUUAUCGAUGGGGUGAUGCACCUAUCCAUACAUUAGCUUUGACUCAAUUCCUUCAACGAAAUGAAAUCGUUCGUUUGAGAUAUUUUGGAUAUUUUCAUCGGCGCGAAUAUGUUUGUGCCAAUGGAACAGAAGAACAAUUAUGUAAGCAAGAAGUAAAAUCAUUUCUAACAAAUCCUCAUGUUCAGUAUCUAAAUUAUGAUGAUGGAUGUCAUCCUUCUUCAAAGAUACCUUUAUGUCAUUAUUAUCCUGAGAUAAAAUAA
This is a messenger RNA of Adineta steineri, 306 nucleotides long. The record is from the annotation of a GenBank genome assembly. Lineage: Eukaryota; Metazoa; Rotifera; Eurotatoria; Adinetida; Adinetidae.